This is a messenger RNA of Penicillium odoratum, 1317 nucleotides long. Its product is annotated as pex2/pex10/pex12 family protein. The record is from RefSeq and is a predicted model, not a curated record. The coding region runs from base 1 to 1317 and encodes 438 amino acids. NCBI's taxonomy places the organism in Eukaryota, Fungi, Ascomycota, Eurotiomycetes, Eurotiales, Aspergillaceae. Gene Ontology annotation, biological process: protein import into peroxisome matrix. The transcript has 3 exons. Gene Ontology annotation, molecular function: zinc ion binding. Gene Ontology annotation, cellular component: peroxisomal membrane.
AUGAGUUCAACUAACUUCGCCGCCGCACAGGAACGAGUGCUAGAGCGCCGUCGCCUCCGUGAGGCUGAAGCGCGUGCCCGUCGGGCAGAGCAGCAACGGGUUUCUCCAAUCAACUCGGCUGCCGUCCAGCGUUUACCGUAUCCGUUGAACAAAUUACCAGGGGCAGGAUGGACCCUCUGGAACUCAGUGAAAGGUAGAGAAGGGACGCGACCGGCAUUCCGUGUCGGCCAAGUUGACGCCGAAUUGCUGGAUGAGGAACUGCUAGGCCUGUUGAAAAGCCAGGUCGGAGAUGCGCUCAAAUAUUUCGGGCCUCAGAUGCGGGAGGACUGGUCUCAUGAAAUUCUUUUCGCGCUACGGGCUAUCCUCUUCAAACUAUCGAUAUGGGACCACAACGCCUCGUAUGGUGCCGCGCUUCAGGGCCUUCGAUAUACCGACAGUCGCAGUGCAGGCCCUGUAUACUCAACCCCGACAAAGACACAAAAGACAAUUUAUGGUCUCCUUACAGUCGGUGGACGUUAUGCAUGGGACAAGUGGGGCAGUUGGCUGAUCGGACAGGAAGGUGGCUAUGAAGAACCAUCGCAAGAGGUUCGCAUGUUCUCACGAUUAACAGACUUGGCUUCCUCAGCCCACUCGGUCGCCGCCUUCGCUUCUUUCCUUGUCUUCCUGGUCAACGGCCGCUACCGCACAUUGGUCGACAGGAUCCUACGAAUUCGCCUUACACCACCAUCUGCCCAGGCCAGUCGGGAGGUCUCCUUCGAAUACUUAAACCGACAAUUAGUCUGGCAUGCCUUUACCGAGUUCUUGCUUUUCCUCCUACCUCUCGUUGGAAUCAGUCGUUGGCGACGGUGGAUUUCUCGGGCAUGGCGGAAGGCCGUCAAUGCGCUUAAGUCAAGCGGGGAGGAGGAGGAUUCCACUGAAAAAUAUGGAGAGCUUGCUCAUCUUCCGGAACGAACCUGUGCGAUCUGUUACCGAGACAAAAAUCCCACCUCCACCACCGAAAGUGACGUUCUUGCUGCCUCGGCCUCUGGUAUUGCGGGGUCAGCACAAACAGACAUCACCAACCCAUAUGAAACAAUCCCAUGUGGCUGUAUCUACUGUUUUGUUUGCAUAGUUCAGAAGCUUGAAGGAGAAGAAGGUCAGGGAUGGGUCUGUCUCCGUUGUGGUGAGAUUGUCAAGAAAUGCCAGCCCUGGAAUGGAGACGUCCUGGAAGAGGGCCGGUCACAACCUGGCACUGGAAAGAUUGUGGGAUUUGCCAUAGAUGACGAGAAUGGCCUCAAGGAGUUGGAUCAGUCUGGGGAAACCACCAGCAACUCGUAA